UUUAUUUACGUUUGGAACUGUGUAUUACUUGUCGUUUUGUGUACCCUGGCUGGUCCUGGACAGGGAUUUAAUACACAAAAUAGUCUGGAAAUUUGGGCUAAAUUUCUGGGCGUGACAUGAUCCUAGCGGUGGGCGUUAAUGGGAGCGAUUUAGGCCGUCCGAUUUGUUCAAUGAUGAAUGAGUUUGAGUAAGAUGAGUUGGUGUAUUAUAGGGUAGAUAUAACUAGAAAGGAAGCCCGCGUAGAUGAGUGGGCAUGUUAUUUAUUGAUGGUAAAAAGAAUGCUAAAAGAAAUCCUACCUCAUCGUAUUUUUUAUAAGUACGAUAAAUUACGUUAUAAUCAAAAAAAUUGAUAAAUAAUAGGUGGAAAAUUGGUGAAGUGGUUAUUUGUCUUUGUGUGGGACUGAACAAACCGAACAGAGGAGAUCGGUUUAACUGGUGUGGUGUGCACGGUCAAACUUGCCGAUCAAACACAGUAAAAAUGCAGGUCGAUGGAUAUGUCAUCUACUAUGAAAAGAAUAAUUAUUCAUAAAUACGAGCGCACGUGUCAAGUCUAAGGCCUGAGUAUGCUAGUUCUACCACAAAAAACCUAACUAAUUGAUUUACGCUCACUUCACAACCAUAUUAAAUAUUAGAAUUAGGCAUGCUAGUUUUAGUGACUAACAAAUAACAAGAAAUAUUUUUUCUAUAUUUAAUAGGUUGUGGAUUAUUUUUUUUAAGAUAAUGAUCCGGUGACUGAUAUUUUUAAUCUAUGAGAUAUAAAAAAAUUGCGCUUCUUCAAAUAGCUAAAAGUUGCACUGUAGCUUUGUACGAUUUCACGGCACCUUUAGCAUGUGCUAUUUAUAUUUCUAUAUGUUUCUCAAAAGGGACGAGUAGAAAUAUUUUAUUUUGAAAAGCUAACAAUUAUUAGCCUCUCUCGAUCUAUACAUCAAUUGUUUAUUGUCCUUACUAAACUAAUUAUUACCCCUGCUUUUUUCGAUUAUAUAUAUGUGUGUAUAUUACACAAAAAAGAGAACUGAAGCGAUUGGACUCCAUCAACUCCAAACCAAAGUUUAAGGUGCGUGGCCGUGGAGAGCACAGGCGGCCGCGUCUCCACCGGAUGUCUAUAUGGCCGGAGCUGCCUCUCUGAUAGUGCAGAUUUUCACUUCCGCGGCGUACUUCUGGAGGAAAUGGACGAUCGAGUUCGUGGUCCUCUCCAGCUUCGGGCUGCAGCUAGUGCUCCUCUUAUUCGCCGGGAUCCGGCGGCGCCGCGCCGGAGGCGUGCGUGUGUUUUUCGUCUGGCUGUCGUAUCGUCUGGCUGUCAUAUGGCCUCGGCCACCUCUCCAUCAACGGCACGCUGGUGUCUCGGGAGCGCCAGCAGCUGCUGGCGUUCUGGGCGCCGUUGCUGCUGGUCCACCUUGGUGGCCCGGAUAACAUCAGCGCCUACGCCAUCCAGGACAACCAGCUCUGGUUGCGCCUGCUGCUGACCACUUUCUUCGCCAAGAUCCUUGCCGCCGGCUACGCCAUUUUCGUCGCAUCUUCCAGCGGCAGCGGCAGCAGCAGCUUGGCUAUGCUUCCGGCCGCGUCGUGGCUGAUGUUCGUCGUCGGUGUUGUCAAGUACGGGGAGAGGAUAUGGGCGCUCUACAAUGGGCACCUGAGCACCAUCCGGAGCACAAUUGAGAAGCAGAAGCAGGAGGAGGCAAAGAGGGAGAAGAAGAGAGGAGACAGCGAGCAGGGAGGAGCUAGAGAUCCUCCCACUCCACCUGCAGUGAGCAAGAAAGAUCCUGACUAUGCCCUGCUUCAGGCUCAUGCCAAUUUCGGCGCGUGCAAGGCCGCGUUGGUUGAUAUCUCCUGGGACGAGAAAGCUACAAUUGAUCAAUGGCGUUGGGACGAGACGUGGGUUGUCCUCCAGAUGGAGCUCUCCCUGCUGUACGACAUCAUGUACACCAAGGCUGGCGUCAUCCACACGUGGCAUGGCUACUGCAUCCGUGUCUUUUCGCCGCUGGCCACCGCCGGUGCCUUGGUGAUGUUCCAUCUCAGCCUCCACGGCGCCCUUGGGCAUGGGGCUAUGCUAGUCGACGUGGCCAUCACCUACACAUUGCUGGUUGGCGCCGUCCUUGUAGACACAUGGUGGCUGCUCAUGGCAGCCGGGUCGACCUGGGCGUACGCCUUCUUGAUCCGCAUGCCACGGCGGGGUUGGCUGUACCACACGGCCAUCUGCGGCGGGCGAUGGCGCCAGGUCCGCCGUGUGCUCGCGUGGAUCCGCUGGCUUGUCAAUGCGGAGGACAGCAGAAGGUGGUCCGGCACCAUCUGGCAGCACAACAUGUUGCAGUUCUGCACACGCGACCUUGCCAAGAAGAUACAUGUCGAGUGGCGCAAGAAAGACAACACCUACUCCGGCACCACGGUCAUUCCUGAUUGUGUCAUGGAGCAGGUGUUCAACUAUUUAAUAGAUAUUCUAAGAAUCGACGACAAAUAUAAGGAUGACGAGGCCCAAAAGGACAAAAAUGAAGAUGAACCACCAACAGGGCAAUCGGGUAUCCCAUUGGACUCGACGGGCUUGCUCAAGGCAGAAAGGGGCUGGAGGAUCCUGAAGAAAUUAGCCAAAAAGGAAGGCCAUAAGGAUGGCCAUAAGAAAGUGAACGACUUGUUCGGGAGGUUACUCCGCGACGAGAUCCAGCAGCAAAUCAUUAUCUGGCACAUCGCGACGGACAUCUACCUCCGCACCUCCGAGAAGGUAGAGACCACCGAGUACGUUAAAGCAAUCAAUCUUAUUUCCAACUACAUGAUGUUCGUAGUGGUGGAACGUCCCUACAUGGUACCUGGUCUUGCACUACGCACUAUUUACAGUAAAACCAUCGAAGAUAUCAUCCAAAGUAGGAUCGGGUCCUCCGUCCAGAGCCUUGCCGAGAAGCUGAGUGCCAACAACCGGAAACACAAUAAGGUCUCGCUCAGUGCGCUGCCGCUUGCCCUCCUUCUAGUCAAAAGGCUCAACGAAUACGACGGGGCCCGUCUGGAGUUUCUGUUCAAGGUGUGGGUGGAGAUGCUCCACUACGUUAGCCACCGAUGCAGCAGGGAGUCCCACGCCAAGCAGCUCAGCAGCGGCGGUGAGCUCACAACGGUUGUGUGGAUUAUGGCGGAACAUGCUCGCAAUUUCUAUAUCUCGAAAAAAAACUUAGAUUAACCCAACAAUAAUUAUGGAUCUGUUUGGUUGCCGUCAUUAAUUAGGCUGGCUUGUAAUAACUCUCGUCUUGGCCAAGCACAGCCUUGCUAGCCACAUGAAUGCAAAAAAGAUUUGUUU
Messenger RNA from Oryza sativa Japonica Group (Japanese rice), 3277 nucleotides. RefSeq lists its product as uncharacterized. The record is from RefSeq and is a predicted model, not a curated record. NCBI's taxonomy places the organism in Eukaryota, Viridiplantae, Streptophyta, Magnoliopsida, Poales, Poaceae.